Molecule: messenger RNA, 2644 nt
Organism: Anopheles stephensi (Asian malaria mosquito)
Lineage: Eukaryota; Metazoa; Arthropoda; Insecta; Diptera; Culicidae
Product: carbohydrate sulfotransferase 11-like
Exons: 2
Coding region: 1069-2154 (361 amino acids)
Biological process (GO): carbohydrate biosynthetic process
Cellular component (GO): membrane
Molecular function (GO): sulfotransferase activity
Source: RefSeq, a predicted model, not a curated record
GUCCAACUUUUGUUUUCUUAGUGCUAAAACUCGAGCCCAAACACUGCGAGUAGCGUAUAGUCCGCCGAUACCCCUUUGAAUGAUUGUCAUCCGUAAAAAUUAGUCACUUUUGAUUACCCCACGCGCUCCAUCGCACAUCCAUUCAGCGCUAAUUAGAUUCGCCUCGUAAUGCCAUUAAAUUUGACACGGCGUUGUGUUGUAAUUUCAGGUUCGGUCCUUCAAAAAUGUGUUUUUAAAUGAUUAUUUAAAUUAUCACAAAACCGCACAACAACAAAAACCAUCGACACGCACAACACAGUGAAUUUAGGCAAUUUUAAACCACCCCACAUAAAAAAACGCGUAACGUACCGCUUUUUGAUUGGUUGUAACGCUUUUUUGCCCGAUCCUCUCCUUACCUAUUGCCAUGUAACGUUCAUCAAUUUGUAUCGAUUUUGGUUACAUUAUUCCUUGGCUCGCUCGAGAAUGGUGGCAAGGUAAAGUAAAAACAGCUAAGUAAACUAUCGAUCACGAUCGGUAUCGCACCACCACCAUACAAUGCACCACAAGUUUUCCCCGGCACGGGGGGGCAAAGCAUUUUUUUUAUUAUGAUUGUAUCCGUCGCGUCCGUCAUCGUCGUCUUCAGGUCGUUUGCGUUCGUUAGCGCGAUUUGAAUAACGUUAACGAGAGCUUUUUCUGGCACACGCGACUUCUUCCCCAUAAGCGCACACCACGGAAUAUGAUGGACGCACGAUCGGGUGUGCGAGCUCGCACACAUGUGUACCCGGUAAUGGCCUAGAGGCGUUUGUUUAUUGAUGUUUAUUUUUUCGAAGUUUGAAGUUGUGUGUUGCGUCGUUAGGGAAGCCACAACGAAAGGGGGAAGGAAAGCUCCUUCAUUCGGGACCGCGAGUUCGGAGAUGUGGGAUCUUCCAUUGUGUUCACAGCUGUUUGGCUAGAUUUUCGGCUGUGCGGAUCCGUCCCCGAACCGGUCUUCAGUGGUGUUCGGGAAGGUGUUGAAGACACAUCUCUCUUGCUGACAGCUCGGAGCGAAGCACAGGGCUCUGUGUUCAGCUAACGCUGUUGCGAAGAUCGAUGGGAGCUAUCGGUGGUCGGCGGCGUGCAAGCAGUUUUGCAGCUCCCAAUAACCCGGUCACUGUUGGCAGUGUGUUGCGAUGGAGUGCAGUGGGCAGUUUGGUGAUUUGUGUGCUAGUGCUAGUAUUACCCUGGCCACUGCCUUACGAACAGUCGGUCGAAGAGAUCAUGCAGGAGCGUUCGAAUCAUCUGCGGGAACAGUGUCAAACGAUUCUAACGCACGGCACGAACCAGUCGGCGUCAGGUGCACGAACUUCAAAACCACAGUCCCUGUACUAUAACUACUUUUAUCAACCCCGGUUCCAAAUGCUUUGGUGUUCGAUAAGCAAAGUAGCGUCCAGCAGUUGGAUGUAUCAGUUCAACCGCUGGGCGGGUGUUUCGCGCGAUAAGAUCGCCCAGGCAGCACGAGAUAUGAAGGCACUGGCGCGAAUGUACUAUCCCGUGCCGACACGUGCCGACGUGGAACAAAUGAAGCAGAACGUCGCGUUGCCAGCGAUCCGAUUUCUGUUGGUGCGUGAUCCAAUGGAUCGGUUCGUCAGUGCGUACGAGGAUCUGAUCGUGCGGCCGCAGAGUGAUAACUAUCGUAACCUCCGGCGGUUUAUCUUUCGCGAGGUGUACGGCGUGGACGCGCCCGCAGGCACAGCCGAGAAUGGUACCGCCACGCCGCCGCCGGUACCGAGCUUCAGCGACUUCACCGAAUUUGUGCUCCGUCGCACCAACGUGCUCGAUCCACACUGGAACACUUACUACAAUCUGUGCGAUCCCUGCUUCCUGCAGCCGACCGUAAUCAUCAAGCUGGAAACGUACGACCGGGACGUGGCGCACCUUCUCCGGCUGGCGAACGUAACCACCGGUGCGGAUAAUUAUGAUAAUGCACGGAGCGGCAACGCAUUCGAGGGACAUCGUCUGAAUGUUAAUCAUCAUCGCGCGCCGGGUGACACUUUACACCGCAACGCCUCCACGAUUGACCGGUUGGCGGAACUGACGAAGGAACAGUUCGAGCGAUUGUAUCGCCGGUACGAGCUAGAUUUUCGAUUGUUUCAGUACGACGCGAGCCACUACUUUGCGAUGUACGGGACGGAUUGAAUCACGCAGGGUGAAACUGUGAUGUUAAGAGAGUGGGCUGUAGGUUUUAGAUGAGGUUCGCGAUACAUCUCGUUUAGGUAGUAAGGUAUGUAAUAAAAGGGUAUUAUGUUACACGCGUGAUUUUUGUUACUCUAUGCGGUGCGGUCUGGAGGUGUGCAAUGUGUUAUUCUGCGAGUUUAGGGUAAAAUAAGCGUGAAGCAUGUAAUUGCAUACUUUCAGGCGCAAUGCACCCAACAACCAACCCUAGAAGUAAGCCAAGUGGAGUUUGAAACAGUUGCUCAAAAAAUUAAAAGGAACCAUCUAAAAUGAUGCGGAUUUGAAUUUUAAGUUAGAAGAGAUGCUAAGGACAAAGAUCUAGCUCGUUUCAGAGCUUUCAUUUAAACCGACAAUAAUGAAAUGCUUCGCCGUACAGUUAACAAAAAAAAAACAAUAAGAGAUGAAUAAAAACAAACGGCUUUUCAUAGGCAUCCCGCUUGAAGAGCAACGAUUA